Messenger RNA from Gekko japonicus, 2410 nucleotides. RefSeq names its product cytochrome P450 4V2. The coding region runs from base 102 to 1688 and encodes 528 amino acids. Gene Ontology annotation, molecular function: heme binding; iron ion binding; oxidoreductase activity, acting on paired donors, with incorporation or reduction of molecular oxygen. NCBI's taxonomy places the organism in Eukaryota, Metazoa, Chordata, Lepidosauria, Squamata, Gekkonidae. The transcript is spliced from 11 exons. The record is from RefSeq and is a predicted model, not a curated record.
UGCUCUGCCGGCCUCCCUUUUUCGCCCUCCGGGCUCCUCCUCCCCGCGGCAAAACUCUUUGCUCCCCGGAAGGCGCGGCUGUUCUCGGCGCCGCGGUGGACAUGGAGCUUUUGCAGAAGUUUUCGGAGGGCGGCCAGCUCUUCUACUGGGGGACGGCCGCGGUCGCCUUGCUGGCCACCCUGCUGGUGGCCUCCGCCUCCCGUUUGCUGCUCUGCUACUUUCGAGUAUGGCAGGAGAUGAAGCCCAUCCCGGGGGUCAGCCCUUGCUAUCCGUUCCUGGGCAACGUCCUGAUCUUUGAGCGCGACGGGGAAGCUUUCUUCAAGCAAAUCUUGGCUUACUCUACUGAGUGGCGGAAUGUUCCACUAAUGAAGAUAUGGGUAGGACCUUUGCCGCUUCUGGUCUUAUAUCAUGCAGAAACUGUAGAGGUGGUUUUGAGCAGCUCAAAGCACAUUGAGAAAGCCUCUUUCUAUAAGUAUCUCCAUCCUUGGCUGGGAACAGGACUUCUUACAAGUUCUGGAAGCAAAUGGCGGACCAGAAGAAAGAUGUUAACUCCCACCUUCCAUUUCACCAUCUUAACAGACUUCCUAGAAGUGAUGAAUGAACAAGCCAGUAUCCUUGUUGAGAAACUUGAAAAGCAUGUGGACAAAGAGGCAUUUGAUUGCUUUCUAUACAUUACUCUAUGUACCCUUGAUAUAAUCUGUGAAACAGCUAUGGGAAAGAACAUAGGUGCCCAAAGCAAUAGUGACUCGGAAUAUGUUCGGUCUGUCUAUAGGAUGAGUGAGUUGAUUCACCACAGACAGAAAAGUCCCUGGCUUUGGGCUGAUCUUUUGUAUCUCAUGUUCAGUGAAGGAAGAGAGCAUCGCAGAGGGCUGAAGAUCCUUCACAGUUUUACUGAUAAUGUUAUCGCAGAAAAAGCUCGUGAACUAGAAAAUCGGGAGCAACAUCAAAGCACUGAUGAACAAAGUGGGCACAAAGUGCGGAGAGCUUUCCUUGAUAUGCUUCUUAAUGCCACUGAUGAUGAUGGGAAGAAGUUAAGCUACCAAGAUGUUCGAGAGGAAGUGGACACAUUCAUGUUUGAGGGCCAUGAUACGACUGCUGCUGCUGCGAACUGGUCUAUCUUCUUACUCGCUUGCCAUCCAGAAGUGCAAAGAAAAGUUCAUCAAGAACUGGAUGACGUUUUUGGGGACUCUAACCGUCAUGUCACCUCAGAUGAUUUGAAGGAACUACGAUAUCUGGAAUGUGUUAUAAAAGAAACACUUCGCAUUUUCCCUUCUGUUCCAUAUUUUGCCCGUACAUUACAUGAAAGCUGCUAUAUUCGAGGAUUUAAGGUAUCAAAAGGGACAGAAGUCAUUAUUGCACCUAUUGCACUGCACAGAGAUCCUGAUGUCUUCCCAGAGCCUGAGAAAUUCCAACCAGAGCGGUUUUCCUUGGAGAACUCAGCUGGGCGGAAUCCAUAUGCAUACGUGCCUUUCUCUGCUGGGCCCAGAAACUGCAUUGGUCAGCGCUUUGCACAGAUGGAAGAAAAGACUAUUUUAGCCACCAUCUUGCGAAAAUUUUGGGUGGAAACCACACAGAAGUACGAAGAUAUUGGCCCUGUAGCAGAACUGAUUCUUCGUCCAAACAAAGGUAUCUGGAUUCAGUUAAAAAGGAGACAUGCUUGCGUUUCCAAAAAUGAUAAACUUCUGUAAGAUUUACUCUCCCAAUAUAUGAUCUACAUUAUUAUAACAGAUCUUUUCAAGCCUACCAAUUUUUUAAAACCAAAGUGAAAUAAAAACAGCUGAAAGCCUGAAGCUGAACAUACAAGAUGACUUUUGAAUUAUUAAUUUUUAUGAAAUUAAUGAAACUUCUUACAAAUAGCGGAAUAUAUAAUUUGGUUAAUAUUCUGUCUUUCCCCUUAUCAAAUACCACUGGAAAAAUCAAGAGGCAUUCGAUUUUAUUCCUACAUCAUAUUAGCCUGCCAUUUCCAGUGCUGUGGAAUAUAUAUUCCGCUAUUUGUAAGAAGUUUCAUGCACCAUAAACAUGCUAGAGGUUUUGCAUAACUGAGCAUCAGCUAUUAAAAUAUGUUAUCAGCUAAAAUACAUAAUCAGCUAAAAUACAUAAUCAGCUAUUAAAAUAUGUUAUCUCAGGACAUUGAAGAAAUACUGUUAUUACAUGAAGUUGAAUGUAUAACUUUGAAAAAGUAGUAAGUGCCCCCCUGAAUGCUCAGAAUAGAAUGUUGUGCUUGAACAAGCUGAAGGAAUGCUGCGAUAUUUUUGUUGUUGUGAAGGAUGAAGGAUUUACUUAUGCAUUACCUUUCAAUUAAUUCCAUCAAGGCGGCUGUGUUAAUCUGAUGUAAAAUACAACACAAAGCCAUGUUGUGCCUUAAAAAUGUACUCCUACUUGAUAUAUUUCACAAUAAAUGUGUUUAAUG